UCUACUUUCCAUCUACCACGUGUUGCCGUUAUUCGCGAUAUUUCCUUUCGAUAAUGAACAUAUAAAACAAAAAUAGUAGACGGAAAAGUGCGGUUUAUUUUUGUUAUUCGAGAUCUUAAUUAAACAAAUGAAAAAUUAUCGACUACUCUUCCCGAAAAACACAAGGGUAAUAAAAAUGAAAUGUAGGUAAAAAGGAAAAAAAUUAAAUUAACAAGGAAAGUUUUUAAAACUGUGUAAUGAUAGACAUACAAUUCGGAGUAUUCCAUUGUAGUUAGGUAGAUGUAAUGGAAUCCUAGCAUUUUUACUGACUUCUAGGAGAAUGUUUUCUAUCAUUUUCAAAAAAAGUGUCUAGUUCGAUAAAUAAAACCCAAAAACCUAUUCGUGUGUAAAAAGAAAAGUGCUACUAACUUAAACGAUGCUGGAGAUGGAAAAAGUGAAUAAAACACGUUAUAUCGAGGACGAGAUGCCGCCUCAUGUGUAUGAAAUACUUCACGAGUUUCUUUUGGGAGUGAACGAUAAAGACUUAGACCUUCGCCAACCCCAUAUGAGACCUUCUAUGGCGAACAUUUACGUGUUUUUUCUAUUUAUAUACGCGAUACUGAUAGUGGUUGGGGUACUUAUAAACCUGGCGGUACUACUGCACAUUUUUAGGUACAAAUUGUACCAAGAACCAACUUAUGCUUUCAUGGUGAAUGGUUCCAUUAGCGACAUUCUAAAAUGCAUCGUGGUACUACCAAUCAGCCUCUACGUGUUGCUAAUACAGAACUGGGUCCUGGGGGAACUUCUUUGUUCGUUUCUACCUAUGGUCCAGGACAUACCCCUUCAUUCGAGCACUCUAACGUUUGUGCUAAUGGCUUGGGACAGACUUCGUUACGUCCGAAAUCCUGGAAAAUCCAGGAUGCCCGCAUUUGUAUGUGCCGUGGGAACAUGGCUAACAGCCUUAUGUCUAGUUCUACCCUAUCCAAUAUACGUUACUUAUGUUGACAUAGGGAAACAUGUGCCAUCUUUUGAAGGGGUUGGCAUUUGCAUCGUCAAUUUAUCGGACGACAUGCAAGAGUACAUGAGGGGUAUAUUUAUAAUAACAUACGCCGGUCCUCUCGCGACAAUUUCCUAUUUGUACGUUAAAGUAUCCAGGGAGUUAGAAACGCAAGAAAAUUACAUUGCCCUGAUGAUGGAGGUUCGAAACAGGGAAGGCAGACACCGAGUUGACUCUCAUUCAACCGCCACAGACUGCAGGGCGAGUAGGGCGGGAUCUGAUGGCACUUCGCAGUACAGCAGAUCCAGUUUUCGGGAUCAUUUCCGUAAUAACAGGGAUAAUUUACAGCAGCUUUACGAUAGCGAACUGGAUGUCGUGAAAGAGCGACGUACGCAGAAAUACCUUGUCGCAACCGUAACCGCUUACGGUAUCCUGCUGUGCCCCCUGAUGGUACUCCGGUUGGCAAGAUUAGCUUUAAUUGAAACCUACGACAACACCGGCCACUUUGACAUCACCUACGCCAUUCUUGUCUGGGUCGGAUUUCUACCCACCUGUUCCACACCAGGCCUCUAUUUUCUCUGGCAAAUGAAUCGGCCAACUAAAGAACGCCUCCGGGGUUACUUCCGGUUCAGCAAUCGGAAACUAAGGCAGUCAUGUGAAGCUGUGGUAACUAGCACGAAUGAUGGUGCUUCAAAUAGACGUUCGAUGCCAGCCCGUCAUAGCUCAUAUCUCGAUCCAAGAAGGCAAGAUCACGAUCAAGAUAGCAACAGUAACACCAGCAGUAUUCAGGAAUUAACUUGAGAUAUGGAAGAAAAAGUUCUACUAGUUCAAACAACAAUCCACUACAAAAAGAAGUUCGUACUACCAUUAGACGAUGAAGCAUGGAAUUGAUGUUACCAAAAAAUACCAACAGUAUUAUCUAGCAAUUAAGCUGUUCGAUUAAAGUAAUGUAAUGAGUUUUAAUUGUUAUUGAAU
Messenger RNA from Agrilus planipennis (emerald ash borer), 1951 nucleotides. Its product is annotated as alpha-1A adrenergic receptor. The transcript is spliced from 8 exons. The record is from RefSeq and is a predicted model, not a curated record. Gene Ontology annotation, biological process: neuropeptide signaling pathway. Gene Ontology annotation, cellular component: membrane. Gene Ontology annotation, molecular function: neuropeptide receptor activity. Lineage: Eukaryota; Metazoa; Arthropoda; Insecta; Coleoptera; Buprestidae. The coding region runs from base 416 to 1777 and encodes 453 amino acids.